Molecule: messenger RNA, 3813 nt
Organism: Magallana angulata
Lineage: Eukaryota; Metazoa; Mollusca; Bivalvia; Ostreida; Ostreidae
Product: longitudinals lacking protein, isoforms H/M/V-like
Exons: 5
Coding region: 88-1944 (618 amino acids)
Molecular function (GO): protein binding
Source: RefSeq, a predicted model, not a curated record
AGAAAUUGAUACAAUCAGCUGUCGAAUGUGAAAUAAAUAUUAAGCUUUUUCUUUUGCUAUUACACACAUUGUUAAGUCCAAAGCACAAUGAGUUACCAGAAGUUUUACACCAAUCCUAUUCAGUCCAGUUCUCUGCUGUGUCAGCUGGCAUCGAUGUGGAAGAAUGACAUUAUGUGUGAUGCUGUCAUUAAGACAGGGAAUGUUAAUACAAAGGCUCAUAGAGUUGUUAUGAUGGCAGCUUGUCCUAUGCUGCAAUCUAUGGAUCAUGCUGCAUCAGGAUCCAAAUUAGAGAUUCGGCUUUCACCAGAUAUAAAACAGCAGUCAAUCCAAUCAUUCUUGCAGUAUUUGUAUGAGGGCUUCAUGAUGGUGACAGAGGACAACUACAAGGACAUUGAGAAGAUUGGGCGUUUGUUGCAAGUAGACAGUGUCAUUAAAUGUUGUGCUGAUUUCUGCAAGAGUUUAGCAGUUGGAAGAAGAUCCUUGUCCAACGCUGACCAGUACCGCUACACAUUCUGUGAUAUGAUCGAGUUUCGGCAUGUUCGAUCCUCAGAUCUACAGAGGACCAUCUCAGAAAAUCAAGUCAAAAGGUCACAUGAUGUGCAUGGUCAUUGCCUUGAUAAUGGUGUCAAAAGAACUAGACAUAGCAGUAGUCCAAUAAAAUCAAGUAAUAGGAAUUUGCCUAAUCAGGCAGACAAUGUGCUAGAUGGAAAGAUUCUACAGGACAGUUUGGAGUUUGUACAAGUAGAGCCUGCUGACUCUGGGGGGUCUCAUCAAAGUGUGAGGGUGGGGGUUGUUAGUCAUUGUGAAAAUAAUCCAGAGACUAGCGUGGUGAUACCUAUAGGAGAUUGUUGUGACACUCCUUGUGGAUCCACAGUGGUGUCUGAAUCAUCUGGGUCACCAACAUGUACAAAUACUUUGUCAAGAAACCAGACUCCAUCUUCAUCUGAUACCUCAGGUCAAAGACAAUCACCACACCAAAGUUCUGAAAGUAUGGAUGAGAUUUCAAAGGAGUUUAAGCAAAACAGACCAAAUGAAACUGCUCCAGAUCUAGCUAAAUCUUGUGAUCCCAAAGAAUCAACUGAAGCUCAGGGAAACAGACUUCAAAAUGACAGUCAGCUUGGUCCAGAUUUGAGCAUUGUCAAAGUAGAAUUCAUCGCCCCAGACCCUGAUAGACACAGGAUUUUGGAGCAAGAGCAGGUUGCCGCUGAUUACCAAGACAACAGCUCCCAACACAGGUCAAGGCCAUCUGAAAGUAUGGAACUUGAUCAGCUUGGUUCAGCAGUAAGGUCCAGUGAUGGAAGUACUCAUAAAAUCCUUGACAGUAUGACUGAACUGAAUGAGCAUAUAAGAUAUCACACCGGUAAUUUAAUGCGUAUGUUGCCUGAAAAUCAGCAAUCAAACCAGCACCACCCAGGGGAGUCAGUGUCCUCAGCAGAUCCGAGGGGACAUGCUCAUAAAAUGAAUCAGCAAGGUAAACAGCAGACCAGAGUUCAUUCAGUUUCCUCCCCACCUUACCCAUUUUCUGUGAGCUCAACAAUGCACCACCUACCUCCAGUGUCUGCCUUAUCCCACUUCAUGCUGCCUCCACGCACCCAUCUCCAAGUUGCUGCCAAACCCCCACCCACGGGACUCAUCGAUCUGUCCGAGGAUUCCUCGGGGGAGACCCGUAGAUCGGGGGACAGCCAGCCCUCUGCGAUGCACAAGUUGAUGUACAUUCCAAACAGGAAGCCUUGCACCUGGUGCCAAAUUAAAGGUGUGAAGACAAAGUCGGGCUGGUACUGCUAUGCCAGCUAUAAGUGCGAGGUGUGUGAUGUCCCCCUGUGUAAGCAGGGCAGGGUUUGUUUUCAGGAGUACCAUAGACAUAUCGGGAUACCUGACUCAGAGAUUGUGAAUCCAAAUAACGAUAGUGGAUCUUUUUUGUUCGAUUUCAGUCCCAACAAAUAGAUCUGUUGAUAUUGAAACAUAUCUUUACCACCAAAGCCUAGAAAAAGAACAGCUAUCUAUGUAGUAAGUAGAUAUUUGAUCAUAAAUAAUUGUUGUCUAAUGUUGUUGUUUUUUCUUUAAUAGAAGUCUUUAAUAGUGUAUUUAGAUGUAUAUAUUUUUUAUAUUUGAUUUACGAAUUUAUUGAAAAAGUUUUAUGAAGUAGUUAACAUGCAGUAGAUACUAAUUAGGGCCCCGCAAGGAUUUGCGGGUGCCCUAUAGUAAUCAUUCUGUCCGUCCGUCCGUCUGUCUGUCCGUCUGUCACUCUUCCGUCCACAAAUUUUCUGGGUUUUUUCUAAUAAUUUUUUUUAUGGUUGCCCAAUCAAGUUCAAAUUUGGUAUGGUAGUUCAGUAGGCAGAAAUACAUAUUUUGAUGUUAAAUUUGGUUCUUUAUGUCUUCUAGUUUGGAGCUAUGUCUUCUAGUUUUCUAGUUUGGAGCUGGGGUGGUGGGGUAGAUUCCUUAACUAUUGAUAAGAAUGAAUGGGCAAAGAGAGAUAACUGCUGAGAAUGUUACCAUUGUAUUCUUGGAAGGCUGUGCAAUAUUUGUCCUUUGGGAUUAAUUAACCUUCCACAGGAAGAAAAUCCUAAGCUUUAUCUUUAUCUGUUACAUUGAGAUUAAUUACUGCACUGCCUGUGUCUGCAAAUGAACUUUGUUUUGAAGUUAAGGUCAAUUUUGAAUGAUGUGUAGUAUUGUGUACAUUGUGUACAAUAUGGAUUUAAAAUAUAAUAUUCAUACUUUAUUUUGGUUAAAAUAUACUGUACACAAUGAUUUAUGAUAAUUUUAUUGAAUUCUAAAAUCAAGAUAUAUAUUAAGAUAUCCUUUUUCAUUAUUUUAUUUUUUAAUUAUUUAUUUAAUUUUUUUCUGCCUUAAUGCUGUUAAUUUUAACAGGUAAUCAGAUAAUAACCCCAUUCUGUCAUUUCUGAAGAAAAAGAAAAUCUUAUUGUAAAUUUAGAAGAAAAGGAUGAGAGAGCAGAACAAUUAAUCCCCUGGGAUUAAUUAUCUUGCCUGCUGCAGAAAAUUUAGAGGCUUAUCUCUAUCUGUCAUAUGAAGAUUAAUGAACACCUUUGUCUGCAACUGAUGUUUGUUUUGAAGUUGAGGUCAACCCUGGGUGAUACAAUGUAUUUGCAUUCACUGAAGGCUUGCAUUUUAUAAAAUACCUGUUUAAAUCUUUCUUAAAUACACAUUUAAUUUAGUUUUUUUAUAAGACAUGAGGUUAUAGAUCCCUGUUUUAUGCAGAUACAAGGUUACUAUUUAGAGUUUUUGGACAUUCAGGAAUUAUCUUGAAAUUUUAAAAAAGAUUCAAUGUUAAUAUAAAGAGGAUGGAAUUCAAAGUUUUUUUAACUUCUCUAUAUUAAUUGUCAUAGCGGGGCCCUUCCUGACUGGUCAGUUUUCUACUUUAUCUCUGUACAUGUUUUAUAAUGGAUGCAUUGACAUACAUGUACAUGUAAUAUAAUGUGCUUCUAAACAAGUUCAAUAUCUCAAGUUAUUACUAUAUAAUUGGUACAUGUGUGAUAGUGUCAUGCAUUUGAAUACUCUGCAUGCUGAUUAUAUUAUGUAUACAGGUAUAUAUAUCUGAUGUGUUUUGUGUUCUGAUGUGAAAAAUUGCAAUAAUUGUACAUGUAUUCAUGUACUUCUGUAUAUUUAUCAUGUGGCACUGUAUUUCAUCAGCGGAUCAUAGAGAUCAUAUUAUGAAUGUCAUGAAGUUCAUAUUUAUGUAAUAGGUAUGAUAUUAUUUCGUGAGAUUUUUGUAAUUUUUUUCCAGUUGUUGUAAAUAUGAGUGCAAUAAAAUGUAGUUUUCUGUAGAAGAUUCGUGAAUAAAACAUUUAAUAUUUA